CUUCGAGCGACGGCUGCGAUUCUCCCAUCCCCCCACUUCCAAACUCCCACCUAACGUCUUCCUGCCAAGCAACGCAACGCCCACGCUCUACGCGCACGCACGACUACAGGCACAGCAGCGUCCUCGAAGAAACACGAACGGCAUUUCGAAACACGAUUAGGCAUCAUGGAGGAUUUUCAAGGGAUGGAGGAGAAAGCAUUCGUAGUCGAAGAAGUCAACAACGCCAUCAAAGAAUCCAUCGAAGCCACUCUCCAAAACGCGGCGUACCACCACGGGAAAGUCGCGCAAUGGAACUCGAAUAUCGUCGAGCAGUGCUUGAAGCGGUUGACGGGGCUCAACAAGCCUUUCAAGUAUAUCGUGACGUGCACGAUAAUGCAGAAGAACGGCGCGGGUCUGCAUGCGGCGUCGAGCUGCUAUUGGGAUAAUUCGAGCGACGGAAGCACGACGUACAAGUACGAGUCAAAGACGAUGUACGCAAUCGUCAAUGCUUUUGGGUUGGCUAUUUGAGGGGGUAUUGACUCGGCACCACCGUAUGCCGGGGGACCUUUUUUGGGAGGAGAGGGGGGCACGCUGGACCGUUGCG
This is a messenger RNA of Fimicolochytrium jonesii, 583 nucleotides long. Its product is annotated as Tctex-1. Gene Ontology annotation, biological process: microtubule-based movement. The coding region runs from base 166 to 507 and encodes 113 amino acids. The record is from RefSeq and is a predicted model, not a curated record. Gene Ontology annotation, cellular component: cytoplasmic dynein complex; cytoplasm. The transcript has 4 exons. NCBI's taxonomy places the organism in Eukaryota, Fungi, Chytridiomycota, Chytridiomycetes, Spizellomycetales, Powellomycetaceae. Gene Ontology annotation, molecular function: dynein intermediate chain binding.